Messenger RNA from Manihot esculenta (cassava), 1303 nucleotides. RefSeq names its product plasmodesmata-located protein 8. Gene Ontology annotation, cellular component: plasmodesma. The transcript has 3 exons. The record is from RefSeq and is a predicted model, not a curated record. Lineage: Eukaryota; Viridiplantae; Streptophyta; Magnoliopsida; Malpighiales; Euphorbiaceae. Bases 33 to 1055 code for a protein of 340 amino acids.
UUAAUAUUUGAAGAAUAGAUCCAUGGGGCCAUAUGGGCCCUUUCUUGCUGCAAAAGACUCCAGGUGAGACUAGAAUUCAGGAAAGCGAAAAGCACUAUCACAUUCUUAUUUUCCCACCAAGAAACCAAACAACUAAGCAUAUUAAAAACAAAGCAAAACCUAGACUGGGGAAAAAACAAAUGUUGAUGAGAAGCCUUCACUUUCACUACACUCACAAAAUCAUCCUACUUCUCAGUAGGCUCACUUCAUUCUUUCUUAUCUUCUUCAUUUCUGACGUUAACCAUGGCAACCUUGUCCAAGCACAUAUCUUCAACUAUGCAGGUUGCUCUCAAGAAAAGUAUCAACCCAACUCUCCCUUUGAAGGCAACCUCAACUCCUUUCUAGCCUCAGUUGUAAGCUCAUCCUCUCAAGCCUCUUACAAUAGCUUUGCUAUUGGAAAUGGAACCUCUAGCCCACCUGAAGCUACCAUAUAUGGCUUGUAUCAGUGCAGGGGUGAUUUAAAGAUUAUUGACUGUUCAAGUUGCAUGCAAAGCGCGGUUAACCAGAUAGGUCUUGUUUGUCCAUACUCUUAUGGGGCUGCUUUACAACUAGAAGGCUGUUAUGUAAGAUAUGAGCAUAAUGAUUUCUUGGGAAAGCUAGAUACGAGUCUGAGAUACAAGAAGUGCAGUAAAAGUAUAAACAAUGACGCCGAAUUCUUUCGGCGAAGAGAUGAUGUUCUUGCUGACUUGCAAACAGCAAUAGGAUUUAAGGUUAGUAGUUCAGGUCUAGUAGAAGGUUACGCUCAGUGUUUGGGGGACUUAAAUUCAGCUGAUUGCUCUUCUUGCCUUGCUGAUGCUGUUGGGAAGUUAAAGACUUUAUGCGGCUCAGCUGCGGCUGCCGAUGUGUUCUUGGGACAGUGUUAUGCGCGAUACUGGGCAUCGGGCUACUAUGAUUUCUCUUCAGAUUCCUCCAACCAGGAUGAAGUGGGAAAAACAGUAGCCAUCAUCGUUGGUGUACUAGCAGGGCUGGCUGUUCUAAUAGUUCUUCUCUCAAUUUGCCGGAAAUCAAUGGGUUAAGAAAGAGAUAGGGUCAGUCGCCAUGGAAGGGUCCAGACUCCGGAAUGUUUAUUUUAAUAUUCUUGUGAAAUGUACCUUUGUGCUUUUUUUUUUUUUUUUCCUCUCUCUAAAUGGACUCGAUUUUUGCACAAAAGAAGGUGGUGGUUAUCCUCUGCUAUAAAGUAGCAGCACUACUGAUCAUCUCUAAUUUAUCCACUAUUUUAAAAAUAUAUACAUUUUUAUGUUAAUUAAUUAUAAUUACAUUCUUC